Molecule: messenger RNA, 276 nt
Organism: Blepharisma stoltei
Lineage: Eukaryota; Ciliophora; Heterotrichea; Heterotrichida; Blepharismidae
Source: the annotation of a GenBank genome assembly
AUGUCAGAAAGCUUUGAGACACCAUCAAAUAAAAGCGUCAUAGGCUGGAUUACGAUUAAUAAUGCACCCGCCUUACCAAAUCAGCCAUUUAAGUCAAGAUGUAAAAAAAUCAACCCUUUAGUAUUUUUAAAACUGCACAAUAAUUUAAGAAAAUCCCAAGGACUUACAUCUGAUAAAAUUGAGAUUAUUGAAAAAACUUUUAAGCAAAAAGAAAUUUUCUUAAAAAUAAUAGAAAAUUUAGUAGUAUGCGAAUUUAAAGGAAAAAGGAAUUAUUAG